Messenger RNA from Cotesia glomerata, 2614 nucleotides. RefSeq names its product serine/arginine repetitive matrix protein 1-like. The record is from RefSeq and is a predicted model, not a curated record. The coding region runs from base 925 to 2469 and encodes 514 amino acids. The transcript has 4 exons. Lineage: Eukaryota; Metazoa; Arthropoda; Insecta; Hymenoptera; Braconidae.
UUGCUGAUACAUGAUGUACAAGAGAUAAAAGACACUGUAAUAUUAUUGAUUGAAAAAAAUGUCAAUUUCUUUGGAAAGAAAAAUACUUUUCUUUAAAAUUGACAAACUAAUUGAUUUAAAUUAUGUUUUUGCUGUUAUCAAUGUUAUCGUCGGCGUGAAAAUGGUGAGAUUGUGUCAGUACCUCGGAACCAUGAUAACAUACGGGACUUGACCGCGGUAAGAAAGAGCGAGCAGGUCAAAAAAAAAUUUUUUGACUUGUUCUGGCGAAACAAAAUAAAAUAAAAAGUUGUGCUUUCUUCACAAUUUUUUUUUUUUUUAAUUGACAAGUUUGGUGCCAAUGAGAUAUUUUGGUACGCUCGUGCUAUUUCCGGAUCAUCGGGGUGAUGAGAGUCGUUUUGUUCGCGAGCACAUUAUCCGGAUAAUGUUUCAGUCGUUAAGUUAAUUGUAAUUAAAAUUACUAAUUAAUUAUGACCGCGUUAACCGCUAAACUCUCGUCGAAUCGCCGGUAGCCGGUCAGCCGGUAAUAAUUUGUAUUAAAAGCAUGGAAUUUCAUGGAUCGCUGAUAGACAGGCUAUGUCAGGCGAUCAGAGGUGUUGCAUACUCGUAACAGUUAAUAAAUUAAGAUAAGGAUUUAUACAUAUAUAAUAAUAUUGCUUCAGUAAAAUAGAAUCCAGAAUCUUUAGUCGCGUUUAAAAAUCAAAAAUAAAAAUAUAUAAACUAAUGUAUCUAUGGAGGUAAAAAACCUCUACUCUGGAAUGAAUGAUGAUUCUGUUCUAUGAAUUAUAAAGCAACAAUAUUAUCGUUUUGGAUGGUCAAUCGUGUAAUGAGAACUAACGUCUACUUCACUACUCUCGCAGGCGUUUUGAAGAAGGCUGAUUAUCUACGCUACAUCUUCGAUUCUUUUUAUUCAUCUCAUCAAAGAAGAUGUCACGAGAUUACGACAGUAGGAGACGCGGCAACACCAGUGGAUCCAGUAAACUACGAAUGGACGCGAGUAUGUCUGGGUCACGACCACACAUAGAACCAUCUUCAAGCAAACGUAAGGAACUAGACAACGUGAUGCGGAAAGCCCGUGAAUCGCAGUCGACGAGCUAUUGGAACAAAAAAUUACUCGAAGUGGAAGAACGUGAUCCGAAUCGUUGGCGCCACAGUGGUUACAAAGAAUUAUACGUUGGUGGUAGCGCACCGAGUGGUGAGACCAGCAGCAGUCGUAACCACCCUCGAAGUCCUCGGAGUCCUCGACCAAGAAGCCCACACAGUCCUCGAGGCGGAGGUGGAGGAGGAGGAGGAGGAGGUGGAGCACGUAGUCCAAGAUCACCGCGAGAACGUACUCACAACAGCAAGCAACGCCCGGCGCGUAGUCCGAGUACCGGUAGCACCUGCUCAGAUCGCUCGUGUUCGGUCUGUUCACCGAGGGAACGUCGUCGCGUUGUGCCGCAGUCACGAUCACGAUCGAGGUCGAUAACGCCGGUACGACAGCGAGCACACCCGAAGGAAAUUCCCGCGUCAAGUUCGCGGGCCGCUGUCCCGUCACGUGCCACAAGACCGGCGACAAGGCCGCCGCCUCCGAUGCCGCGACCGCGUACUCCACCGCCUGAACCCCAGCCGCCUUCCUCCAGACACCACAAAGAGUACAAGGCCCUCAAGGAGAAAGAAGCCAAGGAAGCCAGGGCACGCCGCAAAGAGAAACAUCACAAUAGUAGGGUGCCUGAAGAUCCACGGGUACCUGAUCCUAUUCCUUUGAUGCGGAGACCUGUUAAAGUUGAGAAAACACAUUCAGCACAUCCAGUGUCUUCAGUUCUUGUCCAUCCACCGCCAGCAGAAUCUUCUGGUAGUGAAGAUAGUGAUAGUUCAUCAAAUGCCUCACAGACUGGUCCUCCACGAAUGACUUUGUCAGAACGAUUUGGUAAAAUGGCACAAUGGAGCGUAGACAGAAGAGAAAUGGAGAAUAUGCGUAUCACCAAAGACGGUGAAAACGCAAUGAAAGUCGUCAUAGAAGGUGAAGAAAGAAUUGCCAGAUUAGGAUAUGAUUCACCACCACCUGGACAUUACCCAGAAACUUUACUCGCACAAGGUCCCCGUGGACUAGACUGUUGGGACGACGUUCGCGUCCGAUAUGACUACUACAAAGCCCGCGGAUAUUUGAGAGACCUGACUCUCGAUGACUACGUUAAGUGGGAGGAAUGGUGGUACAAGUAUCAAGAAUGGUUGGAGGCUGAGCGUUUUUAUGAGCAAUGGGCUACAAGCGGCGGACGUAACAAUGACGGACCUGGCCGUGCUGGAGGUCAUCGUCACGGCAAUCGAGGCGGUCUCCGUAGUCACCUAGGUCGCGGAGCCCCUAGUGGACCGUCAGAUGGCCUAGGAAUCCCGAUCUCAGAACGUAUUGGCACUACUGAACGCGGUGGUAUAAUUACUGGCGGAAUGAGGCUACAGAAACGACGCGGAAGACGUUUGAAUGUCGUCCAUUAAUUAAAUUGCUUUAUUUUAUUAUUAAUUUUUGUUUCAUUUUUAUUAAUUAACGAAUUGAUAACUAUUUAGCUCGCGAUGUCAUGUCAAUUGUUGACUACAGCUCAAAUUUCAUCAUGAGACCCCUGUUCUUAUAAAAUGCUUUGAA